AUGCCCCGCGACCGCAUCCCUACCCACUACACCAACCGCUUCAAAGCGCGCGCCGUUGAAGACUGGCGUGCUGGACGCGCUAGCGGCACGAGCCGCAGAGCGUUUGUCGAGUCAAGUGGCUUCCCCCGCCCUUCGCUGCAGAACUGGGAGCGCAAGUACUCCCGCCUGACCCAAGAGUCCCAGCGUCAGCCUCGAGCCAGCCCCUACCUCCCUCCUGUUCCCUCCCGUGAUUCCCGCCUCACGCUCAGAGGCAGCGGCCGCAAGCCAGACACGGCUCCGAUCGAGGACACAUUGUGCGUGUUUGUCAAGGAUGAGCGGCGGCUGAGCACAUCGUAA
Molecule: messenger RNA, 336 nt
Organism: Phytophthora sojae
Lineage: Eukaryota; Oomycota; Peronosporomycetes; Peronosporales; Peronosporaceae
Exons: 1
Coding region: 1-336 (111 amino acids)
Source: RefSeq, a predicted model, not a curated record